Molecule: messenger RNA, 2083 nt
Organism: Vanessa tameamea
Lineage: Eukaryota; Metazoa; Arthropoda; Insecta; Lepidoptera; Nymphalidae
Gene: CD98hc
Exons: 12
Coding region: 128-1954 (608 amino acids)
Biological process (GO): L-alanine import across plasma membrane; phenylalanine transport; carbohydrate metabolic process
Cellular component (GO): basolateral plasma membrane; apical plasma membrane
Molecular function (GO): aromatic amino acid transmembrane transporter activity; L-alanine transmembrane transporter activity; L-leucine transmembrane transporter activity
Source: RefSeq, a predicted model, not a curated record
CGUAUGGCGUUCAGUUGCAUAGAGGUGGAACAUAAUUGAAGUUAUAAAGCGAGUGGUAUAAUUUAACUUAUUGACGCUAAGUGAAAGUUCCCUAAUUACAAGACUGGUUUGAGAAAAACACUUCAUCAUGUCGGAGACACGGAAAAACCAUCUUACUAUAGAUGGGGGUCAAAUUAAAGAGACGACGGACGAACAUGUCGCCUCUUAUAAACCUAUUCCGGAAUCUGAUGCAGAUUUCCGGACGUCUAAGUCGAGUCUCCACAAGUCCAAGGAGAAGGUUUCAUCCGACGGAGCUGAGGAAAAGCUGUUGCAGAAGGAGGACGAGGCCAAAAUAGUGACCCGAGUAGACAUGGCAGAAGCCAAGUACGUUGUCGGAGAUCACAGGAACGGUGACGCGAAGAUCGAACUCGAUGCUAAUAAGAAGCAAUUCUCCGGCCUAACGAAGGAGGAGCUGAUGAAGUACGCAGAGGACCCGUUCUGGGUGCGUCUGCGCUGGUUCAUGUUCGUGUUGUUCUGGGCGCUGUGGCUGUGCAUGUUGGCGGGCGCCAUCGCCAUCAUCGUCCGCGCGCCCAAAUGUGCGGCGCCGCUACCCAAGACUUGGUAUGAAAAGGGCCCAUUGGUUGACAUGUCUUCCGUAGAAGAUUACCGCGAAGUGGAAUCAGCGUUACCUUUAAUGGAGAAGUCGAAAGUGUCUGGAAUAUUCGCUUUCGUCUGCAAAGAUUCCUACGAGGUCUUGGAUGACCCGACUUGUAUCGAUCAAUUCAAAGAGUUCGUUGCUAAAGCCAAGAAGUUUGGAAUCAAAGUGAUCGCGGACCUGACUGCCAAUUUCGUGUCGAAGACCCACAAGUGGUUCCAGCUGAGCGAGAACCGUUCCUCUGAGUACAGCGAUUACUUCGUCUGGGCCAAAGGUAACGAAUAUGACCCAGAGAAGCCUUCAACACAACCAGAACCACCAAACAAAUGGGUAUCGACAUUGAACGAGCCCGCUUGGACCUGGAGCGAAAAACGCCAGGAGUUCUACUUGCACAUGUACGGGGAGGACCAACCAGACCUGAACUUCACUAACGUGGAUGUAGUGCGUCAGUUCGAUGCCGUUAUCAAGGCAUGGAUGCAGGCUGGCGCUGAUGGGAUCAGACUGCAGCACGCGCGCGAGCUGCACGCGAACAGCUCGCUCGGGGACGAGGUGCCGGCGGGCGGCGGCGGGGCGGGCGGCGCGGGCGGCGCGGACCACACGCAGCGCGCCUUCUGGCGCCUGCGCCACUCCGCCGACCCGCCCGCGCUCGACCUGCUGCUGGCGCACUGGGCGCUGCUGGCGCGCUCCGACGCAGGCGACACGGUGUUCACGAUCGCGGAGUCGGGCGCGCGACCCGAGCUGUUCGUGCUGAAGCGCAACACGAGCGCGCUGCGCCCCCCCGCCGCCGCGCCCCUCCCGCUGCGCGACCCGCGCGCCGCGCUGCCCCUGCUGCGCGCGCGCCUGCCGCGCUGGCCCGCCCUGCAGUUAACUUCCGAGGAUGGUGUAGACGAGGAACUGGCGGCGUUCGCAAUGCUACUGCCGGCAGCGCCAGUAUUGCAGCUACAGCAGCUCGGGAAUAAUGGCACCUCACCCAGCGAGGGCCUGCUGCACGCCGUGUCGCUGCGCGAGGACGCCAGCGUGCAGCACGGGGAGUACGCGCUGGCCGCCGCGCCCACGCACAACUCCAGCCUCACCGUGCUCGUGUGCGUGAGAUGGAAGCGCGGCCACACGGGCUACGUGGCGCUGUACAACGCGGCGGACGAGGCCGUGCGCGCCGACGCGUCCGCCGUGCGCUCGCUGCCCGACGCGCUCGCCGUGCUGCGCGCGCCGCCCGCGCACGAAUAUGUUAAAGACUUGCUGGUGGAGAGUAACGACAUCCUGAUCCCGCCGCGCUCUUCCGUGAUCCUGUCCUACGUCCCAAAGACAGAAGCCGAAAAUUAAAACUUGUAUGUUACGCGUUUGUUCAAGCUAUUCCAUUCCCUUUACGUCGCUUCAGCGACUACCUUGUUUUAUAAUUUGCAUUUACUGUUAUAUUUUGUAUGCGUACAAAUAAAGUUCGAUUGGCAAUGA